GUGAUCGCGGCGCGCGGCUCCAAUCUCUUCCCACACUCGGCGCUGUGUGACGUCACCAGGCUGCCUCGGCUGAGCUCGCCGCUCCGUACGGCACACGGUCGGGAAAAUAAAAUGCUGCUCUCCGCACCGCCAAGGACAGGAACCAGCCCGUAUAACGGCUACACUCACCGGACCGGCAAAAAGGCGUAUGUGUCCUCCACCCAACAGAUGGCACCUCCCAGUCCCAACCCCACAACCAGCAGUAAUGGGAGCAGCGGUGGAGGGGACCAGCUGAGCAAAACCAACCUCUAUAUCCGCGGCCUCCACCCAGGCACCACAGACCAAGACCUGGUUAAACUCUGUCAGCCGUAUGGCAAGAUCGUGUCCACCAAGGCCAUCCUGGACAAGACCACCAACAAGUGCAAAGGUUACGGUUUUGUCGACUUUGACAGUCCUGCAUCUGCACAGAAAGCUGUUACAGCGCUGAAGGCAACUGGAGUUCAGGCUCAAAUGGCAAAGCAACAGGAGCAAGAUCCUACCAACCUGUACAUCUCCAACUUGCCCCUGUCCAUGGACGAGCAGGAGCUGGAGAGCAUGCUGAAGCCCUUCAGCCAGGUCAUCUCCACACGCAUUCUCCGCGAUGCCAACGGUGCCAGCAGAGGCGUCGGCUUUGCCAGAAUGGAAUCGACAGAGAAAUGCGAAGCCGUUAUUCAGCAUUUCAACGGCAAAUACAUCAAGACACCACCUGGAGUGGCAGUGCCUACAGAACCUCUGUUGUGCAAGUUUGCAGACGGAGGGCAGAGGAAACGUCAGAGUCAGGGCAAAUAUCUUCUAAACGGUCGGCCGUGGACGAGAGAUGGGGAGACUGGUGGAAUGAUGCUGACCUAUGACCCGACCCCUGCCCUACAGAAUGGGUUCUACUCCUCUCCCUACUGCAUUGCUCCCAACAGAAUGAUCACACAAACCUCGGUCUCUCCAUACAUGCAUUCCCCUGUUUCAACAUACCAGGUACACAAUCCAUCCUGGAUGCACCAUCAGUCGUACCUCAUGCAGCCCACGGGAACACUCUUAACACCUACCAUGGAUCACACUCUUUCCAUCCAGCCUGCUGCCAUGAUGCCACUGACCCAGCAGCUCAGCCAUCUUUCCCUGGGCAGCACCGGCACGUAUAUACCUGCAAACACAGCUAUGCAAGGGACAUACAUACCCCAGUACACCCAAGUGCCUCCUGCCAGUGUCUCAGUCGAGGAAAACGGUGUCCAGCAGCCGCAGGUUACUAUCGAGGCAACCACGGAGCACCCAGCAUAUUCCUACCAGCAUGGCAAAUGAAGACAAGCUCAACCCAUGCAGGAAUCAGCAGUCCACGUGUCUCCACUUUCUGCUGCUGUGGACAUCAAAGGAGAGACACUGACAUCUAAAGGAGCCUGUCCCCUAGUCAAUUCAAUGAAACAGACAUUAAUUCUACUGGAGACUCUUUCAAGAGUGCAAAGACCAAGCAACGGAAAGUUUAACCUCUUUUGGCAGCAUUAAAAAACAACAUGAAGGAAGCUAUGCACUCAAAAGGAGGGCAAUGAAAGCUAGCAAACGUUCACAUAUGUACAAACACACAUGGUCUCUUCUCUCUCUCUCUCUCUCUCUCUCUCUCUCUCACAAUUUUUUUUUGGCACUUAAAAAAAUACAGCUUUAUUUUGGUCGUUUGUUCCUGAAACAGAGACAACACUUUCACUUUAGAAUAGUAGUUUGUAGUUUAAUUUUUUUUCAUUUUUCCAUUUCUCCCAAUUGUUUUAAAUGUGACUGCGUUAAAAAGUCUGUUUUAGAGGUAGGUUUUUUUUGUACAUAGACAAAAGACGAUGUUUUUUUUAAAGGUUUUGCUGCAUUUUUUUAUUGAAUAUUAAAGAAACGGUUUUAAUUAAAUGUUGAACACGCUGCUUAAGAGUGACUCUAAAGCAGUUAAAAAUAUGGUGGAAAAUAUGUUCUGUUGUAAACGUCCACAUCACCCAGCAGUAUGACUCACAGUCGCUAUUUUUAACGAAGGUCAGAGUUUAUUAAUAGUGGAAUCAAGAUCACAGACAUACUGUUCUGCCUCUGUCCCUAAAAUGCUGCUUUGUCUCAGAACCGAGGUCGUACUCUUUUGAGAUUUUUUUCUUUUUCUUAUUUAAAGUGUCUUUUUCAGAAAAAUUGACAGAAAACUUUCCUAAAAUAAUUAAAUGCCAGCAUAGCAUGGUCGUCUGCA
Hemibagrus wyckioides is the source of this 2212-nucleotide messenger RNA. RefSeq names its product RNA binding motif, single stranded interacting protein 2b (gene rbms2b). The record is from RefSeq and is a predicted model, not a curated record. Gene Ontology annotation, molecular function: mRNA binding. Gene Ontology annotation, cellular component: cytosol. The coding region runs from base 112 to 1308 and encodes 398 amino acids. Lineage: Eukaryota; Metazoa; Chordata; Actinopteri; Siluriformes; Bagridae. The transcript has 14 exons.